Messenger RNA from Tachyglossus aculeatus (Australian echidna), 1296 nucleotides. RefSeq names its product TATA-box-binding protein-like. The record is from RefSeq and is a predicted model, not a curated record. NCBI's taxonomy places the organism in Eukaryota, Metazoa, Chordata, Mammalia, Monotremata, Tachyglossidae. Gene Ontology annotation, molecular function: DNA binding; RNA polymerase II general transcription initiation factor activity. Gene Ontology annotation, biological process: DNA-templated transcription initiation.
CAGUCAGUUAGUCGGUCGUUCGGCGCUGAGGGAGGCGGCCGGAGCCGGACGGACUGGAGAGUUUCAGGAGGAGCCGAGAAGUGUCGACUCGCAGCAUUUUGUAGAACAAAGCGAGAACAAACGGAGGGGAUCCGGUGGAAGUAUUCCUUGCUUGUUGGAGAAGGAAGGGAGCUCCAUGGAUCAAAACAACAGCCUGCCCCCCUACGCUCAGGGCUUGGCCUCCCCACAGGGCGCCAUGACGCCGGGAAUCCCCAUCUUCAGCCCCAUGAUGCCUUACGGCACCGGGCUGACGCCACAGCCGGUCCAGAGCUCCAACAGUUUGUCCCUGCUGGAGGAGCAGCAGCGGCAGCAGCAGCAACAGCAGCAACAGCAACAGCAGCAGCAGCAGCAGCAGGCGGCCACCGCUCAGCCGGCCCCCCAAGGGGCCUCUGGCCAAACCCCUCAGCUCUUCCACUCACAGACUCUUACAACCGCUCCCUUGCCAGGCACCACCCCCCUGUACCCAUCCCCGAUGACCCCGAUGACCCCCAUCACACCCGCCACGCCCGCAUCCGAGAGCUCUGGAAUCGUGCCCCAGCUACAGAAUAUUGUGUCCACGGUCAACCUUGGCUGCAAGCUCGACCUGAAGACCAUCGCUCUCCGGGCCCGCAAUGCUGAGUACAACCCCAAGCGUUUCGCUGCCGUCAUCAUGAGGAUAAGAGAGCCCCGCACGACGGCACUGAUCUUCAGCUCCGGAAAGAUGGUGUGCACGGGGGCCAAGAGUGAGGAGCAGUCCAGGCUGGCAGCCAGGAAGUAUGCCAGAGUAGUGCAGAAGCUGGGCUUCCCGGCCAAGUUCUUGGAUUUUAAGAUUCAGAACAUGGUGGGCAGCUGUGACGUGAAGUUUCCCAUCCGGCUCGAGGGCCUGGUGCUGACCCACCAGCAGUUCAGCAGUUACGAGCCGGAGCUGUUUCCAGGUUUGAUCUACAGGAUGAUCAAACCCAGAAUCGUCCUCCUGAUUUUUGUUUCUGGAAAAGUUGUUUUAACAGGUGCCAAGGUCAGAGCGGAAAUCUACGAGGCAUUUGAAAACAUCUACCCCAUUCUCAAAGGAUUCAGGAAGACGACGUAACGGCUUCUCCCCCGCCACCCCCGCUCUCCUCUUUUCACGAGUUGUUUUUGGUACACUGUCAAAUGGUAUUAUCUGGGGGCGCCGGCGAGACCGGAGACAGAGACUCUGGGCGAAGCCGAGCCCCUUUCCCGGAGUGCCAGGGGCCACCCCAUCUUUCCACAGGAACCUCCGACCCAGGUGGUGAGUUGUUU